This is a messenger RNA of Carica papaya (papaya), 1684 nucleotides long. The record is from RefSeq and is a predicted model, not a curated record. Lineage: Eukaryota; Viridiplantae; Streptophyta; Magnoliopsida; Brassicales; Caricaceae.
CGUGCGAUUCUCCUCUUCAGACCACCUUCUUCCUUUCUUUUACUUUCAAAAAGUCUUCCACGUUCUUUGUUUUCAGAUCUGGCCUUGCCCAGAGAAAAGAAGAGAGAUACAAGCACAAAAGAGAGAGAGAAAAACAGGAAAAAGACAGAAACGACCAGACAUGGAUCUGAAACCCCCCCCAUUCUCUUCAAUGUGGAGAGGGAAAGAAAAGAAUAUCAGAAAGAGUUUCUUGAGAGCAAAGAACCAAAUAGAGAAAGAAAAGAAGAACAAAGAAAGAAGGAAGAAGAAGAUCGAAAAGAAGAUAGAUGGGUUUGUCUUAAAGACCCAACACUACUUAGUCAUUCUGUUAAAUUUCAAUCUCUCUUGUUCACAAGCCUUGCCCAGAGAGAAGGUGAGAAGUACGAGCAUAGCAGAGAGAGAAAGAGGGGAAAAAGACAGAAACGAGCAGACAUGGAUCUGAAACUCUCCAUUCUCUUCAAUGUGGAGAGGGAAAGAAAAGAAUAUCAGAAAGAGGUAAGGAAGAAGAUGAUAGAAAACAAAUUAAAUUGUCCUCUCUCUACCAUUCUAUUUCUUUUUCAGUUUAUUGGGAGUAAAGAGCCAAAUAGAGAAAGAAAAGAAGAGCAAAGAAAGAGGGAAGAAGAAGAUCGAAAAGAAGAUAGAUGGGUUCUCUUAAAGACCCAACAGUAUUGAAAGAUUCAAUCUCUUGCCCACAAGUCUUGCGCAGAGAGGAGAGAAAUACAAGCAUAACAACGGGAGAGAACGGGGAAAAAGAUAGGAAAGAACAGACAUGGGUCUGAAACUCUUCGUUCUCUUCAAUGUCGGGAGGGAAAGAAGCGAAUAUCGGAAAGAGAUGAGGAAGAAGAAGAUAGAAAACAAGAUUAAAAUGGUUCCUUCUAUCAUUCUUUUUCUUCUUCAGUUUCUUGAGAGCAACGAACCAAAUAGAGAAAGAAAAGAAGAACAAAGAAAGAAGGAAGAAGAAGAUCGAAAAGAAGAUAGAUGGGUUUCUCCUCAAGACCCAACACUACUUAGUCAUUCUGUUAAAUUUCAAUCUCUCUUGUUCACAAGCCUUGCCCAGAGAGAAGGUGAGAAAUACAAGCAUAACGGAGAGAGAAAAAGGGGAAAAAAUCAGGAACGAGCAGACAUGGAUCUGAGACUCUCCAUUCUCUUCAAUGUGGAGAGGGAAAGAAAAGAAUAUCAGAAAGAGGUAAGGAAGAAGAUGAUAGAAAACAAAUUAAACUGUCCUCUUUCUUCCAUUCUAUUUCUUUUUCAGUUUAUUGGGAGUAAAGAGCCGAAUAGAGAAAGAAAAGAAGAGCAAAGAAAGAGGGAAGAAGAAGAUCGAAAGAAGAGAUAUGUCUUUCUCUUCAAAGACCCAACGGUAGCCGGAGUAUGAUGAGAUGUUCCCUUCACUAUUCAGUGAUCAUCCUAAUAUAUUUCCUCCACACCUGUCGACAUGGGCUAGUGAACUUUGGCACUGAAAUAGCAUGAAAGGUAUGUCCGUAGACAGGAAGCUGAGAACUUGCUCAAUUCCAGUUGGUGGCUUCCUGAAACACUCAGUAUCUCUUCUCUCUCUCUCUUUAAUCAUUCUUAAACUUAAUCUUUAAUCUUAGAAUGCGAUUGAAUGAUUUCGUCAGUUGCUUGAAAGUAACUUGUUUACUAUUUGCAAAAUAAUAUGCACUCGUUAUAA